Messenger RNA from Dracunculus medinensis (Guinea worm), 729 nucleotides. The record is from the annotation of a GenBank genome assembly. NCBI's taxonomy places the organism in Eukaryota, Metazoa, Nematoda, Chromadorea, Rhabditida, Dracunculidae.
AUGAUAGAUAAAGGAACUCAGUCAGAAGUCGAUUCAAGAAGGUUGCGAGAUGUAUGUUGUGAGACAGAUUUCGAGAUCUUUCACAUUGGAAUGCAAAGAAAUUCAGAUUCUAUAUCUUAUUCAAUGAAUUUUGAUAAGGCUAACAGUGAACUUCUUAAUUUACUAACUCCACCGAUAACACCUGAUCGCAUGCAUUUAAUAGAUCGAAUUCAACUGAAGCCUUUCCGCUCAAAACCACUGCAGAGGGAUGAACGUUUGAAGAUAUUUGCGAAUUCACGAGUGGGUAAUAAGCUACCAACAGCAAUUCCUGGUGCUGAACACUACGCAUUAAAAUUCAUGAAAUAUGAUAUUCGUUACGCUUAUCAACUGAUUGGUAAAUAUCUAAUUAUUAAUGGCAAUCGAUUAAGUUUCAUUAAUUUUUUGAAAAAUGAAUUUUGCAUGGAUACUCUUGACGCUUACAAUGUCCAUGACGCAAUUACCAUGAGAAUUUGGAAAACACAGUUGACAGAAAUUAAAACGAUUUAUGGACUGAAUGAUCAAAACGUUGAAUGUCUUAUUGCCAAUGGAUAUACUUCAAUGUCAAUGGUGAUUGGUGUUUAUUUGGUACUUCUCAAAGAUAGCAAAUUAAUGCUGAAAUUUUUGCGGAAAAUGGCCGCACUUAAGGGACCUUUAUCAAGUUUUGAACUGGAUGCGAUAGCUGAUAUAAGUGUGCUUGUUGCUGCUUUAUAG